AUGCCAAUGCCAUGCAAGGCCUUGACCGGGAACCUCAAUUUCUUCUUCAAACUGUCUGCCACGGGGCACUACCCAACCACCUUCUCGGCGCUGGAGGAUUACGAGAGCGGCCGAUUGCUCCGGGGUGCGGCGCUUGCUGGUGCCUCCGUGAGCUUUGCAGCAAGGGGGGACGCAUACGUGGCCACUGUAGCAGCUGGCGGCCGCUCAGUACAAAUCAACGAGCACCGCCUGCUCACGCUCGUCUGUGCAUGCUAUGCAGCUCGGCAACUCAUUGCCAUUGUACGACGCGAGAGGACUGGAAACUAUUGGUUCAUGGUCAACAGAUCAGGAAUUUUUAUUAUUUGCAUGAUGGAGUACUUGCCAUGCUUUCCGAAGCUCACUCUCGCAUUUUUCGAGGUGGAGAAUGGCGCAUGUGGUACUAUGGUUACCAACUCUUCGGCCACUGACCUUUCUGAGCACUGGCGUUCCGUUGAAGUCCUGUACCUGCCAACUGCACAGGAAGAAUUGGAGCUGCGUCUUCUGUCGAUGGCGCCAGGCCUGGCGAUGAAAUUCGUUGCGAUCUACAGUGGCGACGUCUCCGCGGACCGCUUGAGGCGCCAACGCUUCCAGGACUUGUUGAGGGUGGCUACAGUUGUGCCUCUGCGAUUCCUUGAGGUUCAAUUUUUGUGGAAGGAGAGGCCAGGGCGAGUUGCACUCGUCCUUCAAUUCGUCGGUUCUCUUCUGAAGCCCGAUCACCUGGAAGAAGCAAUCGGGCUACGAUUCCGAGUCACAGUUGGUGAUGUUGUGGAGCUUCCCAAUGGCACGCUCUGGAUGUAUUACUUCGGUGGUGGCCUUGAGGGGGUGCCACGCGCGGGCAUCCGGAUGCAGAUUGGCCUCGCCGUGUCUGAGGAUGGGUUGACCUGGCGACGACAUGGCGAGCCGGUGCUCAGCCCUGGAGCUCCUGGCGACUUCGAUGAGACCUUCGUGGCGUGGCCCAGAGUUCUGCCCCCCUGGGAGACAAGGAAUGUGGGCAUCGAGGGAUGGUAUAUGUCCUACCACACCGCCUCUUUCAAGGAAGGCAUCCAAUGGUCUGCAGGAGCUGCUUUCAGCGAUGAUGGGGUCUCCUGGACAAAGGUUGCCGGACCAGUGUUGGAAGGAGGCGACGACGGAGCCUGGGAUGAGAAGGGCGUUGGUGUUCGUCACCCGGUAGUGGGGCCUGAUGGCCGCCUGGUCAUGGUCUAUGAGGCCGUGGACGGUGCCAUGGACCACGCUUUGGGCCUGGCGGAGAGUGAGGACGGCAUCAGCUGGACCAAGGUCAAGUUCCCUGAGGCCGGCCUGGGUGGACCAGUCUUGCAAAAGGGCGCCACCGAUGCCUGGGAUAGCCGUGUUGUCGGAACUCCGUAUGUUGUUCCGCCCGUGGGAGCUGAAGAUCCAUGGCGCCUAUACUACGUGGGGGAGGCUGAACCCUAA
This is a messenger RNA of Symbiodinium pilosum, 1449 nucleotides long. NCBI's taxonomy places the organism in Eukaryota, Dinophyceae, Suessiales, Symbiodiniaceae. The record is from the annotation of a GenBank genome assembly.